AUGAACAACGCCGGUGAGCCACCUGUGUCGGAGCAACCCGUCAAGCCCCGACGAUCGAAAUCCCGUGAGGUUGCCUCUCGGUUCCUUUCUUCGCCUUCUUCGACACCCACCCAUGAUUCCGGCCACCACUCUCCGAGCAAAGCUUUAUCCCCUCUCCGCCGUAAGUCGACCUCCCUGGAUACCAGAAAGCAGCACCGCAGCCUUGAUGACCCUUCCGGUGGGUUACUUGGAGGCCUGUGGCCUUCUUCCACCGCCCCUACUAACACUUCUUCUUCUUCAAACUCGAAAAAGCUUGAUACUUUGGCCGAUUAUCUUGGAAACGAGAGGCUAAAAGAUUUCAUCGAGCGGAAAAGCUACGAGAAAAGAACAGAUCCCCAACCCUUUUCACUCACCAAGCAAACGAGUCAUACUGAGUUCAGUAGGUUUAUUGAGAAUGACAAGGAAGUUAGUGCGAAAGAAAAUCAUAGGCCUUCCAUGGGUGGAUCCAUGAGGUAUACGAUGAAACCGGGUUUUUCGAGAAAAUCGUCAUCAUCGACGUCUUCCUCGACAUCGUCUUCUUCUUCUCCGAAUAUUGUGCCCGGGAGAUUUUCUGUUGACGAGAAUGCUCUUUAUAAAAAAUCGUCAUCGUCGUCUUCUUCUCAGUGGAAACCGGAUUUUUUGACCGAUAAUUGUGUUGUUGAUUCUGAAGGGGAGAUUAGUGAUCAAUGUUCGGCAUCGAAAAUUGGUUCUCCAGCUUUAACCAUAACUAAUUCUUCGUCGAGUUCGAGAAAAUAUGGGAUAGAGGUAUCUUCCAAGUAUUUGAAAGAGGAGGCAACGAGGAAUAGAUCGAGAGGAAUUACUUGGGAUUCAAGUAAUCUCCAUCCGGUUUCAGCUGAUAGUUCUCCCAAGAUGAAUAAAAGGUUCGCCAUUAAAAAUGUCAUACGGAGGACUAAUUCACAAGGUGCUUCAACGUCGCAGUGGGCGUUGUCGCCAGGGCGGUGGGAGUCACCUACAGUGUCGGUUGAAAACAAGGCCAAACCGAUGUCGUUUUCGAACUUGAAACCGCCUACUAGUCCUUCCAGGACCAAAGGUGUGGAGAAAUUCUUGAAUCUGGGAUUAAUGGGUCUGUUCAAGAGUAAGAAGUCAUCAGCUCUGCAACCGGGUUCAGGUGAUGUCGAAAGUGUCCAUCAUCUACGAUUGAUCCAUAACGGCUUGAUUCAAUGGCGGUAUGCAAACGCUAAAGCCGAUGCCGCGAGUACUAGCAUAAACAAUCAAGUUCAGAACUCUCUGUUAUAUGGGUGGAAUAGUGUUAUGAAACUGCAACAUUCAGUGCUACAGAAGAAAUUAAAGCUUCAAAAGGAAAAGCUUGAGAUCAAGCUGGACUUUAUACUUCAAUCUCAAAUGAAGGCAUUGGAAUCCUGGGCAGAUAUGGAAAGGCAACACUCAUCAGCCAUUUCCAUGACUAAAGAAUCUCUGCACGCUGUUGUUUGCAAAGUGCCUCUUGUGGAAGGAGCACAGGUCGACACACAAUCAGCUUCGAUGGCACUUCGACUUGCGUCCGAUCUCGCUGCAUCCAUCAAGUCGAUGCUGAUUGCUUCCUCACCAGGGAUAGAGAAGACCGUGUCGUUAGUUUCGGAAUUAGCAGAGGUGGUUACACAGGAAAAGCUAUUGCUACAGGAGUGCAUCGAACUUUUCAGGAUGAUAUCUAUCCUAGAGAUUCAGGAGAGGAGCUUAAUGUGCUAUAUUAUUGGACUCAAUUCACAGCAAAGGCAGAUACAAGAAGUAGCAUGAGAAAUAUUUCCUUGACUUUUCAUUCACAGACUUCUACAAAUAGGGAGAAAAUGAACAAAUUUAUAUGG
Molecule: messenger RNA, 1838 nt
Organism: Hibiscus syriacus
Lineage: Eukaryota; Viridiplantae; Streptophyta; Magnoliopsida; Malvales; Malvaceae
Product: QWRF motif-containing protein 3-like
Exons: 5
Coding region: 1-1770 (589 amino acids)
Biological process (GO): spindle assembly; centrosome cycle
Cellular component (GO): cytoplasm; centrosome; nuclear microtubule
Molecular function (GO): microtubule binding
Source: RefSeq, a predicted model, not a curated record